Brassica oleracea var. oleracea is the source of this 1141-nucleotide messenger RNA. Its product is annotated as AT-hook motif nuclear-localized protein 13-like. Lineage: Eukaryota; Viridiplantae; Streptophyta; Magnoliopsida; Brassicales; Brassicaceae. Gene Ontology annotation, molecular function: minor groove of adenine-thymine-rich DNA binding. The transcript is spliced from 5 exons. The record is from RefSeq and is a predicted model, not a curated record. Bases 41 to 931 code for a protein of 296 amino acids.
AACAGUCUUUCCAAGAAAGUUUCUUCCUUUUCUCUCUCGAAUGGAUUCUAACGAAACCCACCAACAGCAGCAGAAUCGCAACGCCGCCGCCGCGUUAGCGGGUCCCACCGCCCCUUCUCAGGCCAUGCACAACCGUUCAUCUGUCGGGGCUCUCUCUCUGCUCCAGCCUCAACCUCUGCAAGGGGUCAUGCUCGACGGAUCGCCUUACUCCGUCUCCGUCGCGACCCAACGAGGACGAGGAAGACCGAGGAAGUACGCUCCUCCUGAUGUCAAUGUCAUUGAUGGCGGAGGUGCAAAUGCUGGCCCACCUGCUAAACGCAAAGGUCGUCCUCUUGGCUCCCGUACUAAGCAGCCGCGCAAAGCUUCAGGAGGAGGAGGAGGAGGACCGCUUACAGCUCAUGUCAUUAACGUCAAUGCUGGAGAGGACAUAGCUAUGAAGUUAGUGGCGUUUGUGAAUCAAGAACCACGCGACGUCUGUAUUCUCUCAGUUUCAGGAGCUGUAUCUAGUGCGGUGAUUCAAUCUCACAAUCCUUUUGGACUUGUUAAGCUUGAGGGCCUUUAUGUCAUCACUCAUAUGUCAGGUACUUUCUCGAAUACUGAGAGUAAUGGUACUGUGACCAGAACUGGUAACUUGACCGUGUCUCUAGCUGGCCCUGAUUUCAUGGUUGUGGGGGGUUUUGUUGGUGGAAUGCUUGUAGCUGGUUCACAAGUCCAGGUCAUUGUUGGAACCUUUGAACCAGAGAGAGUGAAACUGAGAGCAGCUUUAGAAUCAGCCGAUGUGUUGAACUCAAAUGGUGGUGGUGGACCAGGAUUACCUCAGUCUCAGGGACCAAGCGAGUCAUCAGAGGAAAAUGCUAGUAAAUCUCUUGGAAACUCUACGCCACAGCCACCUCACCAUCUUCCCCUCUGGCCUGGCAACAAUCCUCAAUAAGCAAAAUGGUUCUCACCAAGGGGUUGACUUCUUUGUUCCAUCAGAAUUGUCCAUAAGUGGAUUGAUCUUUCUUACUCUCUUGUUUUCUUUUUGUUCAUACUUCUCUUCGAUGUAGCUUUUUGUUUUAGAAAAAUAGAAAGAGAGAGAGAGAGAGAUGUUAAAGUAGGGUUGAGUUCAUAUUUUAAGUUUGUUACUUUAGUUUCUUUUGAU